Molecule: messenger RNA, 2795 nt
Organism: Xiphophorus couchianus (Monterrey platyfish)
Lineage: Eukaryota; Metazoa; Chordata; Actinopteri; Cyprinodontiformes; Poeciliidae
Product: troponin T, cardiac muscle-like
Exons: 14
Coding region: 135-1820 (561 amino acids)
Molecular function (GO): protein binding
Source: RefSeq, a predicted model, not a curated record
ACUUCCCAUGAUGCAGUUCGAGGUAGGAGUCGUCCCGCACACGUGCUGCCGCUGGAUAGCAAGCAUGAAGUGAAGUGUUAUUAAUUCCUGGGUGGAUUUUGCGGCUGUAUUUUCUGCCUGCCUGUUUUCCCACCAUGGAGUCGGAGCAGGACGCCGCGCUGCUGGUUUUAAUCCAGCAACACCUGCAGGUGAGCGGCUACCGAGAGGCCGCCGAGCUGCUGGAGCCACACGUCACUCAGGUGGAGAUGCCAAUGGAGAACUUAAACCUUCAUGACAUCUACACUGGAUGGAUGAAGCUUUGCUCUCUGGCUCAGCGCGCCAACCAGCCAGGAAUCGGCUUGAAGACGGGAAUCACGAAGCAAGACGAGGCUGCAGGCGUCGAACUCAACGGAGGAGAGAAGAUUUCAGACGACAGAACUCUGACUGAGUGUAAGAUGGAGGUCGCCGCGCCGUCCACUGCAGAGACGAAACCGGAGGACGAUUCUGAACGCCGGGACGCCGCUGAUGAAACCCAGACUGGGAAAUCAAACGGCACCGAACAGGAAGAGGAGGAGGAAGAGGAGGAAGUGGAGGAAGAGGAAGAGGAAGACGAGGAGGAGCACGCAGCUGCAGAGAGACCCGUUCAGGCCGAGUCCGUCUCCGUUGACGACGCCCCCGGAGAGGCUCCGCCCCCUCCAGAUGCAGAUUUGAAAAAUCCACUGGAGAUGAAAACUGAGUGGACCGAAGACGAAGAGUCUCGGUCAGAGUCGAAGCCAGAAGACGAGCUGAAGGCGGCUACAGAGGACCAAAACGGUGCUGAUCCACCAGCUAAAGAAGAAGCUGCAGAAGAUGAAGACGACUGCAUUAUUAUCAAAAUCCAGAAGGGCGGCGACAAAUCAGCCAAUCAGGAACCAGUAGUAAUCUGUGGCGACUCCAUCACUCCCAAGAAGAAGAAGAAGAAGAAGAAGUCCAAAAAAAGUUCUGAUGAGACAUUUCAGGUGGAGAUCGCAGAAACACAGACGACUGACAGAGAUGCGCUGACCAGCCGGACAAAAAAGAAGAAAAAGAAGAGUAGAAAGAAUAGAGAAGAGGAGGAUAAAACGGAGGCGGAGGAAGAGUCUGAAGUUGUUUCACCAAAGAAGGAAGAAAAGAAGAGGAAAAGAGAGAGAAAAGAGAUGGAGCAAAAACAAGAGGAGGUUGUGUUUCCUUUAGAAAACACAGGAAAAAAGAAGAAAAAACUGAUAGAUGAGGCUAAGAUGAAAGGAAUGGAUGAAGGGAAUCUGUCAGAACAGAAGAAGAGAAAAAGGGAGGAGCUGCAGUUUAAAGAUGCACCAACAGAGGGCGAGAAAGAGGAGAUGAACGCCACAACUGACUCGUCUCUGCUCUCGUCUGGAAAGAAGAAAAGGAGAUUUCAGAGGAGGAUGCUGAGCAAGAAGAGGAGGUUACAGCUUUGCAAGAAAGUGAUGAGGAUGACGCAGAACGCCCAGAGUACCAACCGGAUCGUCGCAGCAAGGAAAAGACAAAAGCAAAAACAAAGUGUGAAGUCGCUAAAGACGCAAAUAAACGCAGAACAAGAAGAAAAUUCAUCGAAGGAAAACCAGCUUCUGUGGAAGAAGAAGAAGAAGAAAUCAGUCAAGAACAUCCUGGAGGCUCCUGAGGACCAAUCCACAAUCUCUAAAGAACCUAAGAAGAAGAAAGUAAAGACGGGAGAAAUCUCACCUCCUGCUGCUGUGACCCAACUUCCACCUGCAAAGAAGAAGAAGAAGGAAACGUUGAAGAUGAAACCAGAAGCUGCUCCGGAGAAAAAAAAAAAUCCCACAAAAAGCAGAAAAACUGAAUAAUCUUGGAUUUUCUCCUCACACACCAACAGAUGCAUCUUUGGACCUGAAAACUCAAGAUGUGCCUUUUUUCAUCCUUGGUUACUCUGAUUUCUGGAGUUGUUCUCAGACAAACUGGUGAUGGGUUUAAUAUCGCUGGUGGGGAUUCAAAGAGCUAAAAAUAACCCAAAACGUUUGUGUAUUUCAGCAAUAAAACUACAGUGUAGCAGUUUAACGAGCCUUAGAAACAAUUACAAGAAAGCUUUAAAUUAUGGUGAGUAGCUUUGGAUAUUUUUCACUUACUUUUAACAAGUUAAGAGAUAAUUUACCUUCAUCUUUUUUAAGAAGAUGAUACUAAUGUUGAAAAGGUAAUUGGAUCAUAUUUGGAUAAUAAAACAUGGCAGUAAAAGUAAAACAUGAAGCAGGUUUUAUAUUAUUUAGUAUUAAUGUUUGAGUUAAAAUUAUCUUUAAGGGAUCAAACUGUGAAACGGUUUAAGUUUUGAUGUGUGUUGUUCAGGGUGUUUAGUCUAAAGCUGUGAAUUUCUGUUUCAUUUUUCUGUUACUGGGGACUUUUUCCUUUGUUACAUAGAGUUUAUAGUUAAUAAACAGAGUACAUUAGUAAUCCACUACAUUUCAGUUUUACUGAGAUAAAACUUGUGAACAAUAGUUGCCACAAUAAAUAGAUAUAUUUAUAUAAUAUUGACAGUUCAGGUUCUAGAUGUUCAUAAUGCUUCUGUAAAAUGUUUUUAAAUUAGCAAAGUAUAAACACUUUCCCUAAAGACAGUGGAAUGUGUUUACGUUUCCCAAAAGCUUUAAUUCCUGAAGUAAAACCAUGUUGACAAUUUGAUCAUUCAGAUUAUUGCCAGAGUAUAUUUACAUUUUCCAAAUCGUUCAUAUGACUGGAGAUCAGACCAGUGACUGUUACAUGGACGUCUGACACUCCUGUAAUUAUUUCUUCUGUUGUUUCACCUAUUAAAGUGUUUUUUUCUUUAAAACUGA